Molecule: messenger RNA, 3008 nt
Organism: Menidia menidia (Atlantic silverside)
Lineage: Eukaryota; Metazoa; Chordata; Actinopteri; Atheriniformes; Atherinopsidae
Source: the annotation of a GenBank genome assembly
CCCGCUGAACUCUCCUGACUGGUUCACCGCCAGCACGUUCCCCGCACCGAGCCGUGUUUCCAUCCGCUUUCAGCAUGGUGGUACACGGGACAGCACGCCCCGCCCUCCGCUCUGACGUCACCCGCCACCCGUCCAAUCAGGCGGCGUCCGCGCGGGGAGGGGGCGGCGCCAGCGCCGGGGAGACAGCACCGCUUAACACGUGAGCCUCACGUGACAGAGGCAGGUCAGGCUGAGCGGAGAGUCAGAGGGCUUAUUUAACUCGUCGCUCCGUCCUCCCCCAAUUUCCCAACGCGCCACCGAGAGGGUUGACUUCCUCCCGAGGCGGCACCGCUGCGUGGAAUUCGAGGGGGAAAUAACUUGGAUGCGUUUUCAUGCCUAAGACAACGUUUUUCACCGACGAUAGAGUGGAGGAAAUUAAGAGACAGUAAACAUUUUUGAGAAAAAAUUUCCCCCCCCCAAAGCUUUUCAAACUGCGUUGCAGCCGUCUGGCGCGUAAAUAAAUGCGCGUUUGACCGUGAAUGAGCAGGAGCAGAACGUCUUAACUUUCAGCCCGUGUUUUUUUUGGGGAGUUGAGAGAAUGGAGCGAAUUCCCAGCGCGCAGCCUCCUCCUCCUCCUCUGUCCAUCCACCAGGCGGACCUGACGGACGUGCAGGGAGUGGAUUUCCCGAUGUAUGUCUACAAACCGAGGCGAGGAAUGAAACGAGGAGAAGAGAGCAAGGACACCUACAAGCUGCCCCACAGACUUAUCGAGAAGAAAAGGCGGGACCGGAUAAACGAAUGCAUCGCCCAGCUGAAAGAUUUACUACCAGAACACCUGAAACUCACUACUCUGGGCCAUCUGGAGAAGGCUGUGGUUUUAGAGCUCACGCUCAAGCACGUGAAAGCCCUCAACUCUCUUCUGGAGCAGCAGCAGCAGAAGUUACUGGCCCUGCAGAGCGGCAUGCAAAUUGAUCAACCUCCUGCCAGCCAGGAGAAGUCGGAGGAGAUGUUCCGCUCUGGCUUCCACAUGUGUGCCAAGGAGAUCCUUCAGUACGUAGCUAAUCACGAGGCGGACGGAGACUUCGCGCCUUCCCACGUCAUCAGCCACCUUCACAAGUUAGCCGCAGAUGUCCUGCAGGGUCCGGUCCGAGCCCGCACCCCUGCCAGCCCUCGACUCGAGGAGGCCCCCGUUCACCACCAGCACCCGGCUCACAAGGAGACGGCCGCCGGCCUACCGGCCAAAUCCAGCGAGGGCUACGGGAGGAACUGCGUGCCGGUCAUCCAGCGGGCGUACGCUCCUCCCAGCGCCGAGCAGAGCGGCAGCGACACAGACACGGACAGUGGCUACGGGGGGGAGUUGGAGAAAAUGGAGUCCAGGGCGCGGCAGGAAUGUCCAGAUUACUACGGGGCCCAGAGCCAGCAGAAGCGGCCGCUGGGCGACAGGCAGGGCUCCGGCAUCAAGCAGGAGGAAGACGAGCCCCGGCACAAACGCCCCCGCGUCGAGUCCUCCGAGGAUGAGCUCCUGUCAGGCGGAGAAUCAUCCACCUCCUCCUCCUCCAGCGGCUACGGCAGCUACAUGAGCGUGUCCCCCAACCACCCCGCUCCUCCGCCACACCCCCUCUGCAUGCCGUUCUACCUCAUUCCGCCUUCCGCCGCAGCCUACCUGCCCAUGCUGGAGAAAUGCUGGUACCCCGGAGGCGUGUCCAUGCUCUACCCGGGCAUGGGGGGCUCCUCACCCACUAUGGCCGGCGACAGACCACAGCCACCUCAGUUAGUCCUGUCUCCAAGGGGAGGCUCUCCAGCCCCAGCCAUAUCCCAAACCCCUAUGGACUCCCCCGCCCUCCUCCAGGCUCUAAAGCAGGUACCACCCCUCAACCUGGAAACCAAAGAAUAAGUGAUGAAGGAACAGACAAAGAGACAAUCCUGUUCAAGUAUCCAGUGGCAGAGUCAGUUGUAGGCAGGAGAUGAUGAUCCAGCUGCUCUAUAAUCCAUAUUCAUUCAACUCCUCUUUUUGUCAAAAUGGAGGUCAAAGUGAAAGGAGGUUGAUUAAGGAGACAGACGAGAGCAGCAGCCACCCACAGCUGGAGGAGGGCAAAGCUCCGGUUGAAUGUUCUAAGCUCAGGCAGGCAGACGUAUCGUACAUACUGGUCCUGCCCUGCACAUAUGCACACACAUACUUGUUGGUUGAAUGUAAAGAAAAGACGAGUUUAAGUUAGAUGCUGCUGUUAAAGUGUUAACACAGAGGAAACCGAUGCCUCUCAUUUGUGGCCGUUGUUUAAAAAAAACACGUCAUCUUGUACUUUAGAAACUUUUACACCAAAUUAACGGUAAUUAGUCACCCAAAGUUUGUUGCCCAUGUCCUUUGCUCACCAUUCUGAUGACGGGAUAUGCCUUUUGAACUAGACAUUACGUUGACUGUCACCAUAAAAGAAAAGAUGGUCCUCUAGUGUGUACGUACACUGGUUAGGGUUCAGUCGUGGUGGAAGAAGGGAUCGGUCGCUCCAGAGCGGCCAAAGAAAAGGAGUUGUCCCUUUUUUUUUUGUUGUGAAACCGAAAGUUGACAUGAAUUCCUGUAAUUAUUGUCCAUAAACUUCUUGUAUAUUUCUAUUUUUGAUACCUGUUCAUACACUCAAUCCACCCAGAGAGUUGGAGGGGGUGCGGAGUGUCAAUAAUGUCGUUUACUCAGAAAAUGUGUACAUUCUGUAGCACUGUGCUGGACCUGGUCUGCAUUCUCAACAUCUGUUUCUGCUCAAGUCAAACCCGGUGUUUGUUCUUGCUGUUGCCUUUUACUUGUGACAAGCUGAUAAAUGUCAAAUGUUUAUUCUCUGUGCUAUGUAUGAAAACUGGAGACAAAGAAGUAAGAGAGACGUGAAUGUAAGUUUUACCAGAAGACUAGUUUUCUAUAGAGAGAGGUACUUAAGAUUUUAUAUUUUGGGACCUAAAGAGAGAUGUUUGAUGUACAUAUUUUUGUCUAUAAAUGUUGAUAUACAUCAUAUAAGUGUAUUAAUAAAGUAUUUUUCCCGUGGAAA